Messenger RNA from Leptomonas pyrrhocoris, 2078 nucleotides. RefSeq lists its product as hypothetical. Lineage: Eukaryota; Euglenozoa; Kinetoplastea; Trypanosomatida; Trypanosomatidae. Gene Ontology annotation, cellular component: nucleolus. The record is from RefSeq and is a predicted model, not a curated record. The transcript has a single exon. Gene Ontology annotation, molecular function: nucleic acid binding; ATP binding. The coding region runs from base 60 to 2078 and encodes 672 amino acids.
GAGGUGAAAGCUCCUUCUUUUGCCUCUGCCUUUUUUCUGGUUUGAGUUUCCCCUUCCUCAUGUCUCUCAGUGCCCUUGCGGCGAAGCGGGUGCGGCGUACGUGGGAGCCGGAGGAGAAGUCGUGGCACGAUGACGCCUUGGAGUUGCCGUGGGAGGAGGUGCAGCCGCCGCUGCACAAAGCCUCCGUCUUUGCUCUCAAGAACGUUUUCUUCUUCUCUCACGCGACGCCCGUCCAGGCUCUGACGCUUAAAGUGCUCACGCAGAAUGGAUCAAGUGGUGUGGUGGAGGCACCCACCGGCAGCGGCAAGACGCUCGCGUUUCUUCUCCCCAUUAUGGAGCGCUGCGUGCGCGCCUGCGAGGCGUACGUCGAGGCCCAUCAGCGGCCGCCGCUGUCGCGUAACAUUCUCGGUAUCAUCUUCUCCCCGUCUCGCACUCUGGCGGAGCAGACCUUCGUGGUGGGCCGCAACUUGGCCGCGCGAUACCCCUUCAACAUUCAGUUUGUGUUGUGCGACGGUGUCGUGCAGAAGCCUGCCGCGGUGAUGCAGCACCUGCGGCGCGGGGCACGAGGAGCGGGCACCGUUCUCGUUACCACGCCGAAAGAUUUCGAAGAGUUGCUGCCGCUGAUGAGAGGCGCGGAUAGCGCGUCGAGAGACUCCGUUGAUGACGAGCGGGCGGCGCUGCUGGCGCAGCAGGACGAGGCGACGCGCGAACGGUACUUCGCACGGCGAAAGAAAACGGCCGCAGGAAACGACGCCGCCGGGCGGGAGGGCGAGACCGUUCGCUUUUACUCUACGGCGGAGUGCCGCUUCUUCGUCGUGAUGGAUGAGGCGGACCUUCUCUACAACUCGCCCGACAUGCGUCAGACGGUGGAGGCGUUCGUGGAGAUGCAUCGUCAUCGCGGCGAGCAAAGACAGCCGGCGGAAACGGCGGUGAAGCCCCCAAAAGGCAAGAAAGGCGGAAGCUCUCGAAAGAACGCUGGGGAAGUGAAAGCGGGUGCAGUUCCCGCUCCAUCGACGCCACGAACGCACGGAACCGGCGUUUUCAUGGACUUCGCCUUCGUGGGUGCCACCGUGGCGACGUCGCCGCUGCUGCGAGACUACGCCGAGAGGGUGUGCGCGGAGUGCGGCACCACACUCCACACCCUUGCACUGCGUUCCAAUGACGACUUCAUUUCGCAACUGAGCAACCGCUACGUCGUGUGCGACGCCCCCAACUUUCUCCCCUACUUGGUGCAACUCAUGAACUUGCACGCCUCGAAGAAGCACUUUGUCUUCUUCAACAACUUCCGCGUGCUGCUCUUUGUUCAGCGCCUCUUCGCCGCCUUGUCGGAGGGGAAGCGACCGCUGCUGUACAUUCCGAAGGUGUACAUGAUGUACGAGGGCAUGACCGAAGGCACUCGCAUCGACCAGUACAACAAGUUCCUCACCCACGUCAGCCGCACCGAGGAGAAGCGCAAACCCAAGAAGGCGCUCUCGGAUGCGGAGAAGAAAAACCAAAUCUUCAGUGGUGGCUGGAAGCGCGAUGGGACGGUGAAUAUGGGAACGGGCGCCAUUCUGCUUUGCACCGACAUUGCCGCCUUUGGGCUUGACGUGCGCGACGUUGACUAUGUGUACCACUUCGAGCCGCCGUCCACCGUUCAGUCGUACAUUCACCGUGUGGGUCGUGUCGGCCGCAUGGGGAUGAAGGGCAGCAGCAUUCUGCUGCUACCCUGCAACGCCGAGUCGGACAGCAUGCAGAUCUCGCGUGAGCGCAAGACGGGCAGCACACGCUUUAACACGGUGACGAACACAAAGAAUUUGACCAGCGAGCUGCAGGCGCCACGAGUUACCUCCAAAUCUCUCCCUGAGGAGCGGCAGUCGUACCUGCAGGAGCUGAGCGAGCACAGUGCGCUGGAGGAGUACAACAUCCCCCCGUUCGCACCCAUCACAUCGACUCUGCGCAGCAUGAUCAUGAACGAUGAAAGGAUUCUCAAGGCGGCGAAGCGUGCGGCGAUUUCCAUGUGCGAGCCCACGCAUAACGGCGAGGAAUCAUCGUGGUUUACGCCGAAGCUGGCGAUGCGCACGCUCCUUCUUGACUGA